Molecule: messenger RNA, 1487 nt
Organism: Onthophagus taurus
Lineage: Eukaryota; Metazoa; Arthropoda; Insecta; Coleoptera; Scarabaeidae
Product: chymotrypsinogen A-like
Biological process (GO): proteolysis
Molecular function (GO): serine-type endopeptidase activity
Source: RefSeq, a predicted model, not a curated record
CGACCUCCUCUUUGACAGUGACCUUGUCGUUGCCUUUUAGAACAAUCCGCUUCGCCUCGAGAAUCGUGCAACUUUAACCGGUUUCGAAUAACAUUUAAGUUUAAAAAGUUUUUAUAUCCUCCUUCAGAUUGGUACUUUUAUUAUAACCGCGAACGGAUGUGAUUUAUCGAAAUGUUGCAAUUCAAAGUGUUAAUCCUCCUUGUUAUUAGUGUUGCUAUUGACGGUGUAGCGAUUUCUUCUUGCACGAUGAUCACCUUCGACGAUGAGGUGCAAGAAGAUCGUUGGAGCGCGAAUUUGCGGGUCAAAGUUCUCGAACCGAUGAACGGAGUUUGGAUUAAAAUCGACCUUGAUAGCAAAGCCGAUGUUUUGAUUACGAAUUUUGGGGAAACAACCUCGACGAACAACCAAAACUUUAUCAUAAGAAACCCGAGUCUUCGAGUAGCCACUGGGGACACAAUUGAAGCGAAAUUAAUCGUUAAGUUUAAUAAACUCACCCCCAUUCCCAACAUCACCCAAAUCAUCGUCAACGGAAGAAUUAUUUGCCCGAAAAGCGACGAAAACAUCGAUGUUAGGGCGCAAGAAAUUCCUCAAAAUCAACCGAUUAUCGGAAAGGAAGGAUGUGGGGUUGUCCCCGAGGCGGAGUCUUUAAUUUUUAAUGGGGAAUUAUCAUCGGAAGGUUCUUGGCCUUGGCAUGUAGCAAUAAUGAAAAUAAACCACCCGCGAGUAAACUACAUCUGCGGUGGUUCAAUAAUCAGCGAAAAUUUUAUUUUAACCGCCGCGCAUUGUGUAACAUAUCCAAAAACGAAAACUUUAUUAAGCACCCAAAGCUUCCUUAUUUACAUCGGAGUGACCCGCUUAACCGACCUAACCAUACCCUCAGUUACGAUUUCAAUCGCCGAUGAGAUUAUGAUCCCUUCCGAUUAUUCCCCUGAAACUUAUUUCAACGAUAUCGCCUUAAUCAAACUCACCCGUAACCUUCAAUUCAACAAUUUUAUUCGCCCCGUUUGUUUGUGGUCGGAGGAUAAUGAUCAAGCGACGAUUACGGGGAGAUUGGGAACGGUUGUGGGGUGGGGAAUUGAUCAGAGGAAUACCUCGUUUUCUAGUGAUUUAAGACACGCUGAGAUUCCGGUCAUUUCUGGGGAAACGUGUAAGGAGAAGGAUGAUUUUUAUCGGAAACAUACGAAUGAGAAAACUUAUUGUGCGGGGGGGCAGGAUGGGAAGGCGGUGUGUAAUGGGGAUUCUGGGGGUGGGAUGUUGUUUAAAAAGGUUGGCUUUUCGAAGACUGUUUGGCAGUUGAGGGGGAUUGUUUCGUUGAAUCGAAAGCAGGAUUUAAACGAGGUUUGUAAUACGAAGAGUUAUGCGAUUUUUGCGGAUGCGGCGAAACAUUUGGAGUGGAUUAGAAAAACGACGGGAAUUUGAUUUUAAUGCGACAAAAAUCCUAUAAUUUAAUGAUUUUUUUACUUGACUAAAAAUAAAUUAUUUUAAAA